Molecule: messenger RNA, 1269 nt
Organism: Penicillium subrubescens
Lineage: Eukaryota; Fungi; Ascomycota; Eurotiomycetes; Eurotiales; Aspergillaceae
Exons: 6
Coding region: 1-1269 (422 amino acids)
Source: RefSeq, a predicted model, not a curated record
AUGAAAGAUGACCAUCGGAAAAUCGUCUAUGAGACGAUCAAUAUGCUGAAUAGCAGACUCGUAGCUGCUGAGGUGAACAUCGAAUCUGCCAUGAAGAAGGAGUUGGAUUAUGAAGAGGCGCAAGUCAACCGCUGGAAGUAUAUGCUGUCCCCACAAAGCAUCAACAAGUCGGUCGACGCGCUCGAGCAAUGGCAGAAAGUGUUUGACCUAUCCUGGUUUUUGGCGAUCAGUCGAGUAGGGCCCUAUCUGAAUGGAAACAAUCGCCUGUUGAGGAUGGUCGAGUCCCUCCCUAUAUCCACUGCAGAAUCACUGCGAUCGGCAUCGAGGAUUGCUUCAAAUGCAGAGAUGCCUAAAGGGAAAUUCGUCCUCCAGGAGUCAUUUCUUGAAACCCUCGGUGCUGAGGACAUACCUCUUUGUUCAGCUCAGCUCGGCAAGCGAGCUAAUGCUCAUCCUAAAGAAAGUCCAACCCCUCCCCGGGCGCAAUAUGAACGAUUCAGACAAGAACUGCCGCGACCUUGCACGGAGACUUAUCCGCUCCAAUCCGCUAGAAUUCUGAUUGUUGAGUUACAAAGGCAGCAGCAAUCCACUCACGCCGAUAGUGACAAAUUCAUACUACAAUAUCGUGUCCUAAGUAGAUUCUCUCAACCUCGCGCUCUUUGUAGUCGCCUAGUAGACCCGAAGCCCACAGACUCACUCUCAGACCGCUUCAAAUGGGCGAAUGAACUCGCAAGAGCUAUUAGUUGUGUACAAGCGUUCGGAUUCGUGCAUAAGAAUAUACGGCCGGAAAGUAUACUGUUACUAAGCAACGACGCGUCCUCGUCCGAGUCUGCUUUCAUUAUCGGGUUCGGCAGUUUCCGAAUGGAACGAUGUCUCUACCAAUCCCCGAACCGGACUGGGUCCGCUGCCUCGGAGGACUGUAUUAUGCAACACGAUAUCUACAGUCUCGGCGUGUGCUUACUGGAAAUCGGUCUCUGGGAACAUCUUGUUAUAUACAAGAACAAAGAUACGGCUCUUCCUGGCAAUGGCGCCUGUCCUUUAGCAUCGCCGGCCUCGUUUUUGCAGGAUAGUGGUGACUCUUACUUGUCUAAAGAUCAGCUCCUGGCAUUGGCUCGAGGCAAGCUGCAGCGCAGGAUAGGUACACGGUAUUCGGAUGCUGUGGUCACUUGCUUGACCUAUCUGGAUCUAGAGAACGAGGAUUUCGGUGACGAGGCGGACUUUCAAGAUGCGGAUGGUAUCGAGGUUGGCGUGCGCUAUAUCGAGAAGAUAUAA